Megalops cyprinoides (Indo-Pacific tarpon) is the source of this 3540-nucleotide messenger RNA. RefSeq names its product 60 kDa heat shock protein, mitochondrial-like. The coding region runs from base 105 to 1844 and encodes 579 amino acids. The record is from RefSeq and is a predicted model, not a curated record. Lineage: Eukaryota; Metazoa; Chordata; Actinopteri; Elopiformes; Megalopidae. Gene Ontology annotation, cellular component: mitochondrial inner membrane; mitochondrial matrix. Gene Ontology annotation, biological process: positive regulation of type II interferon production; positive regulation of interferon-alpha production; protein refolding. Gene Ontology annotation, molecular function: ATP binding; ATP-dependent protein folding chaperone; protein-folding chaperone binding. The transcript has 11 exons.
CGAUUUGCACUGCUCAUGCACUUGCAGAAUCCCACAGCUUGACUCUGCCAAAGCGGACACACGAUUGGCAUUCCUGCGGACCCUUUCCCUAUUAGCCAAACAUAAUGCUGCGUUUAAUUGCUGCGAUGAGGCAGAUGCGCCCUGCCUGCAGGACUCUCGCCCCACACAUCACCCGUGCGUACGCCAAGGAUGUCAAGUUUGGAGCUGACGCCCGUGCCCUCAUGCUGCAGGGUGUCGACCUGCUGGCUGAUGCUGUUGCUGUCACCAUGGGCCCCAAGGGUCGCACGGUCAUCAUCGAGCAGAGCUGGGGCAGUCCCAAGGUGACCAAGGAUGGCGUCACGGUGGCCAAGAGCAUCGACCUUAAAGACAAGUACAAGAACAUCGGGGCCAAGCUGGUGCAGGACGUGGCGAACAACACCAAUGAGGAGGCUGGGGACGGCACCACCACUGCCACCGUGCUGGCACGCGCCAUCGCCAAGGAGGGCUUCGACACUAUCAGCAAGGGUGCCAACCCCGUCGAGAUCCGCCGUGGCGUCAUGCUGGCUGUGGAGACGGUCAUCGGGGAACUGAAGAAGCUGUCCAAACCUGUCACCACUCCCGAGGAGAUCGCCCAGGUGGCCACUAUCUCUGCUAAUGGAGACAGCGAGGUUGGUGCCAUCAUCUCUAAUGCUAUGAAGAAAGUGGGGCGCAGGGGAGUCAUCACAGUGAAGGAUGGUAAGACCCUGCAUGAUGAGUUGGACAUCAUUGAGGGCCUGAAGUUUGAGCGCGGUUACAUUUCACCUUAUUUCAUCAACACUGCCAAAGGUCAGAAGUGUGAAUUCCAGGAUGCCUACCUCCUCCUGAGUGAAAAGAAGAUCUCCAGUGUCCAGAGCAUUGUCCCUGCACUAGAGAUCGCCAACCAACACCGCAGGCCACUGGUCAUUGUGGCUGAGGACGUGGAUGGAGAGGCCCUCAGCACACUUGUCCUUAAUAGGCUGAAGGUGGGCCUACAGGUGGUGGCAGUGAAGGCCCCAGGGUUUGGAGACAACAGGAAAAACCAGCUGAGGGACAUGGCUAUUGCUACCGGAGGCACUGUGUUUGGUGAUGAAGCGAUGGGCCUUGCCCUGGAGGACAUCCAGGCGCAUGACUUUGGGAAGGUUGGUGAAGUGGUGGUCACUAAGGAUGACACCAUGCUGCUGAAGGGGCAUGGCAACCCAGCUGACGUGGAGAAGCGCGUGGCCGAAAUUGCUGAGCAGCUAGAGGCCACCACCAGUGACUAUGAGAAGGAGAAACUGAACGAACGCCUGGCCAAGCUGUCAGAUGGGGUGGCCGUGAUAAAGGUGGGGGGAACUAGUGACGUGGAGGUGAAUGAGAAGAAGGACCGUGUGACAGACGCCCUGAAUGCCACCCGGGCAGCUGUGGAGGAAGGCAUUGUGCCAGGUGGGGGCUGUGCCCUCCUGCGCUGCAUCCCUGUCCUGGACACCAUCACACCUGCCAAUUCUGACCAGAGUACUGGCAUCGAAAUCAUCCGCCGAGCUCUGCGAAUCCCAGCCAUGACCAUCGCAAAGAACGCAGGUGUGGAGGGCUCUCUGGUGGUGGAAAAAAUCCUGCAGAGUGGGGCAGAGAUGGGCUAUGAUGCCCUGCAGGGCGAGUAUGUCAACAUGGUGGAGAAGGGCAUUAUCGACCCAACCAAGGUUGUGCGGACAGCGCUGCUGGAUGCAGCCGGUGUUGCGUCCUUACUUUCUACUGCCGAGGCUGUGGUCACAGAGCUGCCCAAGGAGGAGAAGGAAGGUGGCAUGCCAGGGGGCAUGGGUGGCAUGGGUGGCAUGGGAGGAAUGGGAGGAAUGGGUGGGGGCAUGUUCUAAUCCCGCCCCACUCCCGAGUACUCUGACUCAGUGCAGGGGGCGGGGGCCACGGGGACAGGUUGCCUUCUCCCCCUCUACCUGCUGAACUCAUUGAUCACUGGAGUUUGUGGAACUGCAAAGGGAGGCCACCCCUCCAACAUCCCACAUUUUGCCGCCCAGGAAGCCGCCAUGACUGUGGACUUGAUGCUGGCUGCAGCUGCAGCCCCUCUGUCCAGCCCCAAUCUUGACCAAUUCCACCCCGUGGAGGCUUCACACAGUGUAGAACGACAGCACUCGCUCUCGUUAAAUGCUGGAAACUUUACUUUAAUCCCUCUCAAACUAACAGAAGUUGUAAAUGCUGUUUACAUGGUUUUCUUAUUUGUGUCAAUCUGAAGUGCUGGUGAGUCCAGGAAGGUCCUUACUGUGUAAUGCUGAAUAACAGUAAAAAUACCGCACUGCCCUCCUAUUCUGUUAUCCCUGAUGGGCCGAGGGAGGGAAGCAUACAUCGGACCAAGAAGGUCGGGACACAGCAAGGCAUGGCAAUUGGAGAAUCGCGGCUAUAGCAAGACUGCUCCAAGGCCCUGUCACCUGUUUGUCACUUGUCAUUAACCACUUAACUGUUCUUUCUUUUAUCCAUGUUAUAUGUUCUUGGUACAUGCUUCUUUUGGUACUUAACUUGCCAAUGAAGACUUGAUUAAAUAUCUGCACUUACUGUCAUUGAGUGUGUUUCAUACACCUGCACUUUUUCAGCAGUUGGGUCAGAAUUACUGAUGAACAGUUGAUGUCCUCAGAAGUUUAGGGUUAUGGUUAGGGUUAGGGUUACUCAGAAGUUUUUCUUCUGUUCACCUGAGAAACUAAAGCCUGAAAAUCACUGUGAUGUUUGAGUAUCUGCCUACUGAUGUUAUCACUAACUGUUUUUAUCAUGUCAGUCAUCCAAAGGAUUAAAGAUUAAGAACCAAUUUGCAUGCAGAUUGCAGAGAAAGGUCAGUUUUCCUGAUAAACAGAACAUGCUUACUUUGGGGUGGCACUUGCAGAACAGUGGAAUUGUAGAUCACUGUAUAAUGAAUUGCAUUUAAUGGUGAAAUGUUCUCAUUCUGUAACCCUGGUAGCAGGUGAGUGUCAAUAUUUUUGUGGGGUGGGACAGAGGGCAGGUUUUGUGUGCUUGAAUGAUAGUGGGAUGUGGGCCGAAUUCUUGUACAGUAGUAUCAAUUGUCAAGUAUUCCACCAUUAGAUGCAAAAGCCUGUUGUCGAGCCUUGACUGGUGCAAGAUGUAACAAGCCUACUUUUUUGCUGUUGAUGUCAGUAAAUGAAUGCGUUUGCCUUCCCAUAGGCUGGCAUUGCUUUGUAAUGGAAAAUCAUUUGAACUGUGUUGCUCAAUAGGACAUUGCACAACAAAGGCAAAUGGCCCAAUUUUAUCCAGUUUUUCCUUUGCUGAAGAAAUAGCUGUGGUUACAAAACUGUUUUGUACAAUGUGGUCAGUGAUACCACACUUUUAAUUUGAAUAAAUUCAAUAAUCUAAACAAACAAGUCUUUUUAAAAAGUUCCCAAAACUUGUGGUGUAAAUUUUCAUAAAUAUGGUACAGUACUUUAAUAUUGUUUGGCUGCCAAGAUAGAAUUUUCCAAUAGCUAUUCAAAUAAUAAUCCUGUUUCUGCCUUCUCAAGCACUGUAUGGAACUCCAGUAUGUCAACUCAAUUCAAAGAGAUGCAUUCUUCUUAU